Messenger RNA from Conger conger (European conger), 957 nucleotides. It is a transcript of the gene mtnr1al, whose product is annotated as melatonin receptor type 1A like. Gene Ontology annotation, molecular function: melatonin receptor activity. Gene Ontology annotation, biological process: G protein-coupled receptor signaling pathway. Gene Ontology annotation, cellular component: membrane. Lineage: Eukaryota; Metazoa; Chordata; Actinopteri; Anguilliformes; Congridae. The record is from RefSeq and is a predicted model, not a curated record. The coding region runs from base 1 to 957 and encodes 318 amino acids. The transcript is spliced from 2 exons.
AUGGCCGAGGGAAGUAAUCCCCCGUUAAAUAACAUUUCAUCGAGAGACGGGGGCUACCAUGAUCUCCCAUUCCCCUGGGCGGUAACCGUACUGGCCAGUGUUCUGAUCACUACAAUCGUAGUCGAUAUUUUGGGCAACCUGUUGGUGAUCAUCUCUGUCUUCAGAAACAAGAAACUCAGGAAAGCAGGUAAUGCCUUUGUGGUUAGCUUGGCUAUUGCGGACCUGGUCGUGGCCAUCUACCCCUACCCACUGGUCCUGACGGCUAUCUUCCAUGACGGCUGGAUUGCGGGUUAUAUCCACUGCCAGAUCAGCGGCUUCCUGAUGGGCCUGAGUGUCAUUGGCUCAAUCUUCAACAUCACCGGCAUCGCCAUCAACCGCUACUGCUACAUCUGCCACAGCCUUAAGUACGACAAGCUCUUCUCCAACAAGAACACCGCGUGCUACGUCAUCCUGGUGUGGGUGCUCACAAUCCUGGCCAUCGUGCCUAACUGGUUCGUGGAGUCUCUGCAGUACGACCUGCGGGUUUACUCCUGCACCUUCGCCCAGUCAGUCAGCUCGCUGUACACCAUCACGGUGGUGGUGGUGCACUUCAUUCUCCCCAUCAGCAUUGUCACCUACUGCUACCUGCGCAUCUGGAUCCUGGUCAUCCAGGUGCGUAAACGGGUGAAGCCCGACAACCGGCCCAAGAUCAAGCCCCACGACUUCCGCAACUUCCUCACCAUGUUUGUGGUGUUUGUGCUCUUCGCCGUGUGCUGGGCGCCCCUGAACUUCAUCGGCCUGGCAGUGGCCAUGAACCCGCGGCUGGGCAUGGCCAUCCCAGAGUGGCUCUUCACCGCCAGCUACUUCAUGGCCUACUUCAACAGCUGCCUGAACGCCGUUGUCUACGGGGUCCUCAAUCACAACUUCCGGAAGGAAUACAAACGCAUCGUGCUGGCCGUCUUCAAGCUGCGCUGCUGA